Molecule: messenger RNA, 1190 nt
Organism: Hibiscus syriacus
Lineage: Eukaryota; Viridiplantae; Streptophyta; Magnoliopsida; Malvales; Malvaceae
Product: peroxidase 17-like
Exons: 3
Coding region: 29-1018 (329 amino acids)
Biological process (GO): hydrogen peroxide catabolic process; response to oxidative stress
Molecular function (GO): peroxidase activity; heme binding
Source: RefSeq, a predicted model, not a curated record
AAAUUGGUCUAUUUUCAUCCCCCAAAGUAUGAAUUCUGUCCUUCCUUGGCUGUUGUUUCUCCAACUAGUGACUAUGGCCGCUGCCGUAGAGCCUCUCCGGCCAGGGUUCUACUCCCAAAUAUGUCCACCGGCUGAACUCAUAGUCAGAGAUGUGAUGAAGAGAGCCUUGAUUAGGGAGCCAAGAAGCGUCGCCUCUGUCAUGCGUCUUCAAUUUCACGAUUGCUUCGUUAAUGGUUGUGAUGGUUCUGUGCUGCUAGAUGAUACACCAGACAUGCUUGGGGAAAAGCUAGCUCUUUCCAAUAUUAACUCGCUGAGAUCUUUCGAAGUCGUCGAUGAAGUUAAGGAAGCUUUGGAAGUUGCUUGCCCUGGAAUCGUUUCUUGUGCUGAUAUCUUAGUCUUAGCCGCCAGAGAUGCCGUUGCUCUGACUGGAGGACCCGAUUGGGAAGUGAGACUGGGAAGAAAAGAUAGCUUAACAGCCAGUCAAGAAGACUCGGACAAUAUAAUGCCAAGUCCAAGAGCAAAUGCAACUUCUCUGAUCAAUCUCUUCAGCCAAUUCAAUCUAUCAAUCAAGGACCUUGUUGCCCUCUCUGGGUCACAUUCCAUUGGUGAAGCCAGGUGCUUUUCAAUCAUGUUCAGGCUCUACAACCAAUCAGGGCCCGGCAAACCUGACCCUGCCAUCGAGCCAAGGUUUAGAGAAAAGCUGGACCAGCUUUGUCCACUCGGAGGAGACGAGAAUGUAACCGGACCCCUCGAUGCAACCCCUACAGUGUUUGAUAACCGGUACUUCAGAGACCUGGCUGUUGGAAAGGGGUUUCUGAAUUCCGAUCAAACACUUUUCACAUCUCCUCGGACGAGACCAUAUGUUAGGCUGUUUAGCAAAGACAGAGAUGAAUUUUUCAAGGCUUUCGUUGAGGGGAUGUUAAAGAUGGGAGAUUUGCAGAUUGAGCAGCCCCGUGAGAUACGAACAAAUUGCAGGGUGGCCAAUAGCCGAACUGUGGAUGUAUUAAUGGAAUCUUGAAGAAGAUAUUUUAAAGUCAUGGAAUUAAGAACAUAUGUGUAUGUAUAUAUAUGAUAAAGAUUAAGGGCAUAAAGCAAAGAGAAUUCAGAUACUUAAAUCUUUUCAUAUCUGAGAUGCUUGUGAUUGAAAUGCUUGAGCGAAUUAAAGAGUGAAUUAUGCAAAUAUGAAAAAA